Carassius auratus (goldfish) is the source of this 3385-nucleotide messenger RNA. Its product is annotated as galanin receptor type 2-like. Bases 659 to 2023 code for a protein of 454 amino acids. The record is from RefSeq and is a predicted model, not a curated record. Gene Ontology annotation, molecular function: G protein-coupled receptor activity. NCBI's taxonomy places the organism in Eukaryota, Metazoa, Chordata, Actinopteri, Cypriniformes, Cyprinidae. Gene Ontology annotation, biological process: G protein-coupled receptor signaling pathway. The transcript is spliced from 3 exons. Gene Ontology annotation, cellular component: plasma membrane.
GUGAGGGAGGGAACGCAUAGAGAAACGGAGAAACGGAAUGAGAGGAGAUGAAGGGUGUUCAAGUACGGUUACAUUCUGCAGGCACCUCGAGCUUGUCUGGACACCAGAAGUUUCUCAGUAUAACAAUGAAUCUAAAUUAUGGAUAUACAGUCAUUGUUCAUCCCAUAAGCUGGCUGAUCAAUAAUUGAAGAGGAGAAAUCAAUGCUGACUGUUUCUGAGCAACACCUAUUGGGACAUACUGUGAGAUUAACCGCUGGUAGGCAAUUGCAUUCCUUUUCACUUGUCAGGUUAAACCAACAACAAAACGUCUAAUAUAAUCCUGCCAUAGCCCAAUGUAUUGCACUCUAUUCAGUCGCCCAUAUCAUGCCACACUGACUCUGUAUUUAUAUCCCCAAACAACUCUCCACUAAGAUCUCUGAUGAAUACAAAAUGAAUUUGUCCAUUUUCAUUUCGAUUAGUUCUCAACCAGAUGGAGACAUGCUCUUCAUAUCUUGAUAAGACUGGUUCAUUGCCCUUAGAGAGGUCAUGAUAGCUUCCUGAAAUUGAUUUUAGUCCUGGCUCCAUUUCAUUCUUCAAUCCUCUUUGUACUUGCAGCAGCUCUCAGGAUCUUUUGUAAUCACAAUGUACUUUUUUUUUUCAUGUUCAUGUUGAGGUCAGAAUGAUCCUCCUGAUAUUUGCUCUCAAUGCGGGUCUAGCAAUAUGGCUUUUCAGAAGAGCUUUUAUAUCUUAUGCUGCGAUUCAGAUUCUGGAAAGAUAUGCGAGAUGUUCAUUAAUGCACUUUAUUUCAAAUCCACACAUUCUUCAUGAGAGGAAAGUCCCCAGUGACUCAGUGAUGCAGCAGUGUCUAAUAAUUUAUGGCCUUUUGCAGGGCUCUUCACGUCUUAAAAUGUCAGACCACGAAGACCUGAAUAAAGCCAUGGGACACUGGAACGCCUCUGAAAGCUACCAGCUCAACCCAGCCAGUGUCAUUGUGUCUGUAGUCUUCUCGCUCAUCUUCCUCCUGGGGACCAUUGGGAAUAGUUUGGUGCUGGCUGUGCUCCUCAGAAGUGGGCAGGUUGGGUAUAACACCACCAAUCUGUUCAUCCUCAACCUCAGCGUAGCUGAUUUCUUCUUCAUCAUCUUCUGUGUGCCUUUCCAAGCAACCAUCUACUCUCUGGAGGGUUGGGUCUUUGGGUCCUUCAUGUGCAAGGUGGUCCACUUCUUCAUCAACCUCACCAUGUACGCUAGCAGUUUCACUCUGGCCGCGGUGUCUGUGGACAGGUAUCUUGCCAUCCGUUACCCCCUGCGCUCCAGAGAAUUGAGAACGCCGUGUAACGCCGUAGUCGCGAUGGUGGUCAUCUGGGGCCUGUCGCUUGUUUUUGCCGGGCCAUAUUUGAGUUACUACGACCUGAUUGAUUUCGAAAACAGCAACGUUUGCGUGCCUGGAUGGGAGGAGCAGAACCGUAAGAUUCUGGACACCUGCACCUUUGUUUUUGGCUAUGUCAUUCCUGUGCUCAUCGUGAGCCUGUCCUACACCCGCACUAUCAAGUACCUGUGGACCGCAGUGGAUCCUCUCGAUGGGAUGUCGGAGUCGAAACGAGCCAAGCGCAAGGUCACCAAGAUGAUCAUCAUAGUCACGGUGCUAUUUUGCAUCUGCUGGCUACCGUACCAUGUGGUCAUUUUGUGCUACCUCUACGGAGACUUUCCCUUCAAUCAGACCACCUACGCCUUCAGGCUGCUGUCCCACUGCAUGGCCUACGCCAACUCUUGCCUCAACCCUAUCGUUUACGCCCUGGUCUCCAAACACUUUCGCAAGGGCUUCAAGAAGGUGUUCAGCUGCAUCCUCAGCAAAAAGGGACGAAAUAAGGUGCACGUGGUCCAUGUGGCCAACACCGUCCCCGGCUUCGAAGCGGGAUCCACUGAAGUGUCUCAUAUGAACGAAGAGAACGCCAGACAGAACCAGAACGAAAUGGUCAACCGCCCACUCGCAGAGCCGCAGGACGCCACUAUGACUAUAACAUUACCCUUCCAGAAUCAGCCUUGAAAAUAAAAAUAAUCAUGCCUUACAGAAGCCUUAUUAAAACACUCCAAGCGAGCCGGAGGAUUUCAGCUGCUUUGAUCGACAUCACCAUGGUUUUGCAUUGACUGAAGGAGCACGGCGGAGUCUGUAGUUAUUUAAGAUUCAAAUCGCUGAGCAAGUUGAAAACGUACAUUCAAUUUGGUUCUCGUACAAAUGCGUAUUUGUGUUCUGCUUAGUUGUUUUGGUUCUAAUGCUAAAUUAUGUCUAGUUUACAAACUCCUCUCUUUUUUUUCAGCAGCACUGUCUGUUUGUUUUCUAUCGAUGUGUUACCCUCUGAGCAUGUUUCAAUUUAACGCUGUGAUGACUAUUCUCCUGUGAAAAUUUGUUACCAAUUAUUGUGUAUAACACACUUUAAUAUAUGAAGAGCGCUGUGUCUUUAUGUGAGCAAAGCUGUGAUUUCCUACUGUGCUUGAAGCUUUGAAGAGUACUCUUUGAUUAUGCUCCUCAGCUUCGCUUAACAAGCUCUUUAAAAAAUAUGCUUACGUUAAGUACUGAAUGUUCUUGCUUUUACCUCUGUUUUUAAACUCUGAUAUUCUCUGCCGUUUCAGAAAGUCUUGAGAUUAUUUAAUUGGCAAGUUUUAUAUCAAUUACUACAUUGCAAAAACAGAGUUAUACAGAAAAUCUCAGAUUACAGACAACCAACAGUUUAGUGAGUAUUGUUCUUGUGCUGCCCUAAAGGAAUAUUCUGGGUUCGGUACAAGUAAAGCUCAAUCAACAGCAACGGGGAUACAAUGUCAAAAAUAGAUAUAUAUUUUGAACAAUACCUCAUGGGUUGGGUGAGGGGCCCAAAAUUGAAGUAAAUGGUGUCAAUAAUGGGGACGUAAAUGUUAAAAUAAUCACUGUGUCAACAGUAAAGACACAAGAGAUUUUCAAUUAUUUCAUAUUUUUUUAGUGUGGAGGAAAUUAUUUUUUAACCAUUUCUGUGUAAAGUUAUAUCGGUUUGUUUCAACAUGACAAACUCUAAAACAACCAUAAAAUGAAAGCAAAUAUGGGUAUAAUGUCAUGAGAACAAAUUCACAGUUCAAAUAACACAGAUGUCAACAAAUUUGUGCUUAUAUGAAGUUAUAAAUUUAACAUCUAAACUAUUAAAGUCUGAAAAACUGGCAAUUCAGUUUGGACGUUUGGAAAUGUCUUACCACAAUCUUGUUUUUGAGAGAGAGAGAGAGAGAGAGAGAGAGAGAGAGAGAGAGAGAGAGAGAUGGCAAGAUUAUAUUUUGAUAAUCAAAACAAAUGCUGCAGAUUCAUCUUAGCUUGUACAGAACCUGGAAUAUUUUUUUAUCUGUCUUCAGUUCAUUUAUUAUGUAUAAUAUACUGUAGCUAUACAGC